Molecule: messenger RNA, 1108 nt
Organism: Acromyrmex echinatior (Panamanian leafcutter ant)
Lineage: Eukaryota; Metazoa; Arthropoda; Insecta; Hymenoptera; Formicidae
Product: lipase member H
Biological process (GO): lipid catabolic process
Molecular function (GO): lipase activity; serine hydrolase activity
Source: RefSeq, a predicted model, not a curated record
AUUCAGUUUGUCGAUGGCUGUUGAAUCGACUGCUACGAAUAAGAUUGUAAAAUGACUCGAAGGACAUCCAUACAUACCUAUUUUUUGGUUUUCUUCAUCAUUUGGUUUUGCUUCGCAUCAUUAGUGAUAAAUGACAAAAUCAAUCCGAAAAUAAUUCUUUUGAGUUUUCCUGACUGCAAUGACCCGACUAGAUCAAUUCAAUGUACUAUAGAAGAUACGGAUUGCAUACAAAACACAUAUAAUCAGAUGAAAAAAGAUAAGACUGAAACUACUGUUUUUAUUCACGGACAUCACAGGAAUAACAAAACACUUAUCUAUCAAGACAUUAUCUUAGCCUAUUGUUCACAAAAUAACUCUGUCAUUGCAAUACUCGACUGGUCCUAUUUGAUAAAUAGAGACCUAAUAUUACUUUCUACUCAAAUAGAGCAAAUCGCACAGAUAACCGCAUCUACUUUUAACUCUUUAAAUGAUAAAGGAUACGAAAUAGCAAAAUGGCAUCUAAUUGGACAUUCCAUGGGUGUUCACAUUGCAGCUUGCAUUGGAACAUACAGUAAUUUUACUUUUUCACAUAUUACAGGUUUAGAUCCCGCGGCAGUUAUAUUUUACAAUGGCUUCUACAAAGGUUGUGAAAUGAAUCCGACAGUUGCACAUUUUACGGAUGCUUUUUACACAAAUCGUGGUGCUCUUUCUACUGAGCAAAAUGUAGGCAAUCUUAAUAUUUACGCCAAUUCCGGAACAGCACCCCAACCUGGCUGUUAUUCAAAUACUUCAUCACUAAUGGAUAUACAUGACUGCAGCCACGUUAAAGCAAUACAAUGGUAUGCUAAUGCCGUGAGAAACGAAACAAAAUAUUUAGCCACAAAAUGCGAAGAUUGUAUGUUGUUCUUGCGUUACCAAUACUGCCAAGAAAAUGACCAGAUUUACUUCGGACCGCAUGUAGACAAGAAAAAAACCGGCAUCUACUGUCUUCUAAUCAAUUAAAGGAUAUCUUCAUCUAUUAGAUAAGAGCAAAAUAAGUAUCAUGAAUAAUCCGUAGUUGCGACAAAUUAAAACUGCUUGUAUUAUUUUUGGCCUAAGCAAUUAUUACAAAAGAUAAUUCAUAAUACAU